AUGAAAAGUGAUUUUAAAGGGUUGAUAGAAGAAGUACCAAAUUUUAAGUGGAAUGAUUUAAAUAAGAAAGUAAAAUGUAAACAAAAUACAUUAUUAGAUAAAUUUAAUAAAAAUAUUAAAGAAAAUAAAGAAAUUAAAGUUAUUGAAGAAAUCAAAGAAAUUAAAGAAAUCAAAGAAGAAAGUAAAGACUUAGUUUUAUAUAAAAAUAAUAAUUUAAGAAUAAUUAAAAAAAUAUACUUUGAUCCAUUAAUAAUUAUACCUUAUAUUUAUCUUGUAUUUCAUACUAUCAUAAUAUCAGUUUUACUUUACUUAAUUUUACAUUUAUUAAUCUUUUUUAGAAAAGAUAUACUCGGUAAAAUAUUGAUAAGAAGAAGUGAAUUAGAAGAUAAAAUAUCAUCAGCUAAACACAACUAUGAAAUUAAUAGAUGUGAUCCAUUAACAAGAGUCCCUGCUAUAAACGAUUUAUGUAAUGAAUGGGAUAGAACUAUUAAAGCACAACUUAAUGUUAUGAAUUACACUGUUAUGGUUUUAGAGUUGUUUGGAGAAUGUUUUAAUGGUUUUAUUAAUAAGAUCAGUUAUUAUGGUUUAUUUGUUUGUAUUAUCAUUAGCUUAUUAGUUAUUAAAUAUAAAAAAUAA
Messenger RNA from Hepatospora eriocheir, 636 nucleotides. Lineage: Eukaryota; Fungi; Microsporidia; Hepatosporidae. The record is from the annotation of a GenBank genome assembly.